This is a messenger RNA of Alosa alosa (allis shad), 1244 nucleotides long. RefSeq names its product arrestin domain containing 2 (gene arrdc2). The transcript is spliced from 8 exons. Gene Ontology annotation, cellular component: cytoplasm; plasma membrane. The annotation marks the transcript as partial. NCBI's taxonomy places the organism in Eukaryota, Metazoa, Chordata, Actinopteri, Clupeiformes, Clupeidae. Gene Ontology annotation, biological process: protein transport. The record is from RefSeq and is a predicted model, not a curated record.
GCGUGAACCAAACUCCCGAAAAUAUAUUCUACUCUGCACGCGUGUGAAUUGAGACUUUACGCACAGAACGCGAAGACUCAAGAUUCUACAUCUUGCAUCAUCUAAAGAUGCUGUUUAAGAGCAUAAAAAGCUUUCAGCUUGAGCUGGACGGACCAGACGAUGCCGUGUACACGAGCGGGGAGAUGGUUACCGGACAGGUAGUACUGGAGCUAAAUCGGGACAUUAAAGUUCGAUCAAUGAGAGUGCUCGGCAGAGGGGUCGCGACGGCCCACUGGCUGGAGAACCGCAGUGUGGGCAUGAACACAGUUUAUAACGACUACACGUCUAAGCUCACCUACUUCAGGAAGAGACAGCAUCUUAUCAGAGACAAUGGAGAGCUGACUAUCCUUCCUGCUGGCAAGCACGAAUUCCCAUUCAGUUUCCAGCUUCCUGAGGAGACGUUGGUGACCUCCUUCGAGGGCAAGCACGGCAGCAUCCGCUACUGGGUCAAGGUGAAGCUGCACAGGCCGUGGUGCACCGUCAGGAAGAUCAAGAAGGAGUUCACCGUCAUCGAGCCCAUUGACAUCAACACGCCCGCUCUUCUGGCACCUCAAGCUGGAACCAAAGACAAGAACGCACGUGUGUGGUACCGCAACUUUGGACAGGUGUCUGUAACAGCAAAGAUCGACCGCAAAGGCUACACUCCAGGCGAAGUCAUCCCCGUGUUUGCCGAGUUUGACAACGCUACGUCUCGUUCCAUCGUGCCCAAGGCCUACAUCACGCAGACGCAGACGUUCAUCGCACGUGGCACCAUGAAGCAGAAGCGGGCAGUGGUGGCUACGCUCUGCGGUGACCCCGUGGGUGCCCGGCGCCGCGAGACCUGGCACGGCCGCGCCAUCAAGAUCCCGCCCGUCGGGCCCUCUAUCCUUCAGUGCCGCAUCAUCAAAGUGGAGUACACCCUCAAGGUGUGUGUGGAUGUGCCAGGCACCUCUAAGCUGUUUCUGGAGCUGCCGCUGGUGAUGGGCACCAUCCCUCUGCAUCCAUUUGGCAGUCGCACAUCCAGCGUCAGUAGUCAGUACAGCGUCAACCUUGAGUGGAUCCGCAUGGCCAUCGCCGAGCAGCCCGAGCCCCCCCCAGAGUACAGCUCUGUGGUGACCGAUGCUGAAGCUGUCCAGAACAGCUCAUCGGCCCCCUGCAGCCCUGCGGAGGACGAGCUCAGCGGCCUCCUCGAGAGACCCCUCAUGGCCUACGUCCAGGAGUUUCGG